AUGUCCAUACAAAAACUACAGCAACUAGAUGAGCCCAUCAUUAACAACAGCCCAGACAGGAUGACAUCAAACCUCAUCCUGAGAAACAGAACGUCUGUCGCCUCCUCUCAGGAAACAGAACGUCUGUCGCCCUCCUCUCAGGAAACAGAACGUCUGUCGCCCUCCUCUCAGGAAACAGAACGUCUGUCGCCCUCCUCUCAGGAAACAGAACGUCUGUCGCCCUCCUCUCAGGAAGCAGAACGUCUGUCGCCCUCCUCUCAGGAAACAGAACGUCUGUCGCCUCCUCUCAGGAAACAGAACGUCUGUCGCCCUCCUCUCAGGAAGCAGAACGUCUGUCGCCCUCCUCUCAGGAAGCAGAACGUCUGUCGCCCUCCUCUCAGGAAGCAGAACGUCUGUCGCCCUCCUCUCAGGAAGCAGAACGUCUGUCCGCCUCCUCUCAGGAAACAGAACGUCUGUCGCCCUCCUCUCAGGAAACAGAACGUCUGUCCGCCUCCUCUCAGGAAACAGAACGUCUGUCGCCCUCCUCUCAGGAAACAGAACGUCUGUCGCCCUCCUCUCAGGAAACAGAACGUCUGUCGCCCUCCUCUCAGGAAACAGAACGUCUGUCGCCCUCCUCUCAGGAAGCAGAACGUCUGUCGCCCUCCUCUCAGGAAACAGAACGUCUGUCCGCCUCCUCUCAGGAAACAGAACGUCUGUCGCCCUCCUCUCAGGAAACAGAACGUCUGUCGCCCUCCUCUCAGGAAACAGAACGUCUGUCGCCCUCCUCUUAUAAAGUAA
Esox lucius (northern pike) is the source of this 777-nucleotide messenger RNA. RefSeq names its product repetitive proline-rich cell wall protein 1-like. The transcript is spliced from 2 exons. Lineage: Eukaryota; Metazoa; Chordata; Actinopteri; Esociformes; Esocidae. The coding region runs from base 1 to 777 and encodes 258 amino acids. The record is from RefSeq and is a predicted model, not a curated record.